Molecule: messenger RNA, 1269 nt
Organism: Quercus lobata
Lineage: Eukaryota; Viridiplantae; Streptophyta; Magnoliopsida; Fagales; Fagaceae
Product: arginine-glutamic acid dipeptide repeats protein-like
Exons: 1
Coding region: 1-1269 (422 amino acids)
Source: RefSeq, a predicted model, not a curated record
AUGACAACAAGUCAUGGCUCAUUACAGCCAACUCGGCCAUCUGUACCAAAUCCAGGCACCCACAUUCCAGCUUCAACAUUUGGCCAAAAGGCCUUUAUGAGUCAUGACAGCAUGGUUUCAUUACAAGGCUUAUUACAAAGGGGUCCAACACCACCAUCUGCACCAAAUCCAGGCACCCACAUUCCAGCUUCAACAUUUGGCCAAAAGGCCUUUGUGAGUCAUGACAACAAGUUUUCAUUACAAGGCUCAUUACAGAGGGGUCCAACUCGGCCAUCUGUAGCAAAUCCAGGCACCCACAUUCCAGCUUCAACAUUUGGCCAAAAGGCCUUUGUGAGUCAUGACAGCAUGGUUUCAUUACAAGGCUCAUUACAAAGGGAUCCAACACCACCAUCUGCACCAAAUCCAGGCACCCACAUUCCAACUUCAACGUUUGGCCAAAAGGCCUUUGUGAGUCAUGACAACAAGUUUUCAUUACAAGGCUCAUUACAGAGGGGUCCAACUCGGCCAUCUGUACCAAAUCCAGGCACCCACAUUCCAGCUUCAACAUUUGGCCAAAAGGCCUUUGUGAGUCAUGACAGCAUGGUUUCAUUACAAGGCUCAUUACAAAGGGGUCUAACACCACCAUCUGCACCAAAUCCAGGCACCCACAUUCCAGCUUCAACAUUUGGCCAAAAGGUCUUUGUGAGUCAUGACAACAAGUUUUUAUUACAAGGCUCAUUACAGAGGGGUCCAACUCGGCCAUCUGUACCAAAUCCAGGCACCCACAUUCCAGCUUCAACAUUUGGCCAAAAAGCAUUUGUGAGUCAUGACAGCAUGGUUUCAUUACAAGGCUCAUUACAAAGGGGUCCAACACCACCAUCUGCACCAAAUCCAGGCACCCACAUUCCAGCUUCAACAUUUGGCCAAAAGGCCUUUGUGAGUCAUGACAACAAGUUUUCAUUACAAGGCUCAUUACAGAGGGGUCCAACUCGGCCAUAUGUACCAAAUCCAGGCACCCACAUUCCAGCUUCAACAUUUGGCCAAAAGGCCUUUGUGAGUCAUGACAGCAUGGUUUCAUUACAAGGCUCAUUACAAAGGGGUCCAACACCACCAUCUGCACCAAAUCCAGGCACCCACAUUCCAGCUUCAACAUUUGGCCAAAAGGCCUUUGUGAGUCAUGACAACAAGUUUUCAUUACAAGGCUCAUUACAAAGGGGUCCAACUCGGCCAUUGUACCAAAUCCAGGCACCCACAUUCCAGCUUCAACAUUUGGCCAAAAGGCCUUUGUGA